This is a messenger RNA of Pochonia chlamydosporia 170, 1119 nucleotides long. RefSeq names its product glycosyltransferase family 58 protein. The transcript is spliced from 2 exons. Bases 1 to 1119 code for a protein of 372 amino acids. The record is from RefSeq and is a predicted model, not a curated record. Gene Ontology annotation, cellular component: endoplasmic reticulum. NCBI's taxonomy places the organism in Eukaryota, Fungi, Ascomycota, Sordariomycetes, Hypocreales, Clavicipitaceae. Gene Ontology annotation, molecular function: dol-P-Man:Man(5)GlcNAc(2)-PP-Dol alpha-1,3-mannosyltransferase activity.
AUGGAGCAGGUUGGGCAAUUCGUCUCCGGAGAACGAGAUUAUACCAAGAUGGAGGGGGGUACAGGGCCGUUGGUGUAUCCCGCUGCGCAUUUGUACACGUACACGGGGCUAUAUUACCUGACGGAUAGUGGGAAGAAUAUCCUGUUGGCGCAGCAGUUGUUUGCUGUGCUGUACAUGGCUACGUUGGCGGUGGUUAUGCUGUGCUAUUGGCAGGUGCCGCCGUAUAUUUUCCCGUUGCUGAUUCUAUCGAAGCGUCUUCAUAGCGUUUUCGUCCUUCGGUGCUUCAAUGACUGCUUUGCAGCCUUUUUCCUGUGGCUCGCUAUAUUCUUCCUGCAGAGACGGCAGUGGACUCUGGGGACCAUGGCCUACAGCUGGGGACUGGGAAUCAAGAUGUCACUUUUGCUUGCCCUGCCAGCCGUGGGUAUAGUUUCGUUCCUGGGGAGAGGAUUUGGUGGCAGUCUGCGGCUGGCAUGGCUGAUGGCGCAGCUGCAGCUCGUUAUUGCAGUUCCGUUCUUGGCCAAGAAUUGGCACGGCUAUUUGAGCAGGGCGUUUGAGCUUUCACGGCAGUUCAAGUUUGAGUGGACGGUCAAUUGGCGCAUGUUGGGGGAAGAAUUGUUUCUCAGCAAGCAGUUUGCCCUUGUUCUAUUGGGUCUCCAUGCGCUGACUCUCCUCAUUUUCAUCACUGCCCGAUGGUUGCAGCCAACUGGUCGAUCUCUGGUAUCCCUGAUUCCUCCUAUGCUUCGUGGGCAAUCCCCUUUCACACCGGCAGAGGAACUGCAGGUUUCCAGCCGAGUUACUCCUGAGUUUGUGAUGACCAGCAUCCUUUCAGCCAAUGUUAUUGGGUUGCUCUUUGCAAGGUCAUUGCACUACCAAUUUUAUGCCUAUCUGGCUUGGGCAACUCCAUAUUUGUUGUGGAAGGCUUGGCCUUAUACUCCCGUGGUGUAUUUGCUGUGGGCAGUUCAAGAAGCGGCUUGGAAUACGUUCCCCAGUACCGACCUCAGCUCCACAGCUGUGGUGAAUGUGCUGCUUAUAACAGUAGCACUGGUAUACUUUGGUACUUCGAAGCCCGUCAAAUCAGGGGACCGGAAAUCGGCCAAGGUCUCAAAGAAGAAUAGGUGA